AUGUCGGGAAGGCGGAUGGUAGGGUAUAAUGGAUCCCUCCCUAAUGGUGACAGAGGACGCAGGAAAAGCAGAUUUGCCCUUUAUAAACGACCUAAGGCAAAUGGAGUUAAGCCCAGCACUGUCCACGUGAUUUCUACUCCUCAAGCAUCAAAGGCGAUCAGCUGUAAAGGUCAGCACAGUAUCUCUUACACAUUAUCCAGAAACCAGACUGUUGUAGUGGAGUAUACUCAUGAUAAAGACACAGACAUGUUUCAGGUUGGGAGGUCAACAGAAAGCCCCAUAGACUUUGUGGUAACAGAUACCAUUUCUGGAAGUCAAAAUAAUGAUGAAACCCAGAUUACGCAAAGCACCAUAUCCCGUUUUGCAUGCAGGAUUGUUUGUGACAGGAGCCCACCAUACACAGCAAGGAUUUUUGCAGCUGGAUUUGACUCGUCUAAAAAUAUAUUUCUUGGUGAAAAAGCAGCAAAGUGGAAAAAUCCUGAUGGCCACAUGGAUGGAUUGACAACGAACGGGGUGCUGGUCAUGCAUCCAAAAGGAGGGUUCACAGAGGAGUCUAAACCCGGAGUUUGGCGGGAAAUCUCCGUCUGUGGUGAUGUGUACACCCUCCGGGAAACCAGAUCUGCUCAACAAAGGGGGAAACUAGUAGAAAAUGAGACCAAUGUCCUCCAAGAUGGCUCCCUCAUUGACCUGUGCGGAGCCACCCUUCUGUGGAGAACGGCAGAUGGACUGUUUCACACUCCAACUCAGAAACACAUCGAAGCCCUGCGACAGGAGAUAAACGCUGCCCGACCGCAGUGUCCCGUUGGGUUAAACACUUUAGCAUUUCCCAGCAUCAACCGUAAAGAUGUGGUAGAAGAGAAGCAGCCUUGGGCGUACCUCAGCUGUGGUCACGUCCAUGGCUAUCACAACUGGGGACAUCGCAGCGACACAGAAGCCAACGAGCGGGAAUGUCCUAUGUGCAGAACCAUUGGUCCCUAUGUGCCUCUUUGGCUUGGUUGUGAAGCAGGCUUUUAUGUGGAUGCUGGUCCUCCGACUCAUGCUUUCACCCCUUGCGGACACGUGUGCUCUGAGAAGUCUGCAAAAUACUGGUCUCAAAUCCCGCUGCCUCACGGUACUCAUGCAUUUCAUGCUGCCUGCCCGUUUUGUGCAACACAGCUGUCUGGGGAACACAACUGCGUCAAGCUAAUUUUUCAGGGUCCAAUUGACUGAUGUAUCACUUCGCGAUGACCACAAUAACAUUUUUCUUUAACAAUUUACUGUGAAGAUUUUGCCACUAACUCUAGAUUUUACCUUUUUUUAUAAUGGUAUUAAUAGGGUGGUAGGGUGGGGAUGGGGAACUGACAUGGAAAAUUGUGAGGGACUGUGGUGGAAUUGGGAUACAUUGAUACCUGAAACGUGACAGAUAUCAGUGGUGUUGCAUGCUCUAAAGCAGCAUAUUCAUGCAGUCUUCUUGGUCAAAUUGUAGUAUAUUUGUAAUCUUUUUAUUAGUACCCUGGAUCAGAAAAAGGUGUCUUAAUGAUUUUUUUAAGCUAAGAUUUUUUAAUGGAAAGGUUUUUUCUUCUAAACUUUGACAAGCCUUUAAAACCUAUUUUUCAAAUCUAGAAGGAAUAUACAGAAUGUAACUGUCUUUAAUUUGCAGUAUAAUUGAACUUGAAUAGUUUCUUAAGGAGCUAAUACAGAAUGUGUGGACAACCAUAGGUGAAUGUUCACUAGAGAUAAUUGGGUAUCUAAGAGAAAAAUUAGCUGCCUAAAUUGUAGAGUAUAAAAGCUAUUAAAAUAUCUAUUAUGCUAUAACACAGCUGGCCAAAAAGGCAUCAAGGAUUACUUGAAACUGAGGAAAUCCUGUUUGCAUUGAUUUCCUUUCAGUGUAAUAGAUAUCCACUGUUCAUUAUAUAUGGUAUAUGGCGGUUUUUUUUUUUUUUUUUUUUUUUUUUUUUUUUUACCCAUUUAACCUGCAUCUGGUGAAACUGCUUUACUUUUUUUACAUACUUAGUUCUGUUUUUUAAACCAAUGUUCUGUACAUGUGUAGUCUGGCCUUUUUAUUUCUGCUUAACUUAAGCUUACCCUAUCUGCUCCUUGCAUGCCCAGGACCAUUGGGUUAAUUGAGAUGUAGCAAGCCUCUAAAAACUGCAUUAAGGAAGGGGUAGUGCCACACCCAGACAGAAGGUUUAGGUACAAUUUACACGGAACUUAUUUACAUAGACCUGAAUUCAGGAAAGCACUUAGUUCGUGUUUAAAUAUAAGCCCAUGGAUGGGACUACUGACAUUCUCAAGUGCUUCAAUGGAUUUUGGUUAUAUGCUGUUAUGUUUUGAAAUAAAAAAAGCAAUUAAAAAUAAGUUAUUUUUUUAAGCUCGCUUACUAGCCAGAAUGCUGUAAGGAGAGCAUCAUUUCUAGUUCAGCUGAGUAUUUUUGUUCAGUUUUCAACUUGCUGCCAUCUGUCACCUUUUUUUUGCAGAUUGAGAUGUGUUUGUAUCCAUUUUUUUCAAAUGUUUGCAAAUCAAACAACAUUCAAAUGUAAUCAAAUAUAUGCACCAGGGUGGUACAUCUGAAGUGGAUCACUUGAAAUUCCUGACUUUUUAAGAGAGCUGAUAAAUGUUUACUAUGGAAAUAAUUAAAUCAGAAUUUCAUAUGAGAUGUACCCCGCCCACUGUUAGUUUCAUUUCAUACAGAGUAACUUUUUGAUUUGUGGGGGUUUUUUUCUUUUGCUUUCUGUACUCUUGGUAUCUGAGGUAUCAAUCUAUCCAGGUUUAAAAAAAAAAAAAAAAUUGGGAGAAAAUUAUCACAUCUCUAGAUGAAGUUGAUCAUUCAAGCUCAGUUCUGUUUAAUCAACUAUAGCUUUUUGCUAUAUUUGUGCCCUUUGUAUAAAUAUAUAAUUUAUAUGAUUUUAAUAUAUUCUGUAUAUAUAUACUUGAAUUGGCCUGUUCAUAUUUUGGUUGUAAAAUUGUUUUAUAGUUAACCUUAUAAACAUUUUACAUGUCCCUUGCCAACGGUGAUGGGGACGUACUUUGUCUGCUGCUGGUUUUAAUAUAAUUUUGCUGUAUAAAUGUUCAGCAUUUUAAUAAUUUGAAAAUAGCUUUACUUUUCUUUUUAUGCUUUUGCUGUUUAAAACAAGAAAAUCUUUUUCUGCAGCAUUUUCUCAAAAAAAAUCCCAAACUGUACAGUUUUUGUCCCUCUCGGUGAUUGGAAAUAGGAUGAAUCUUGUUAACCUAAAACUAUAUGCUUCUUCCUAGUGCCUUUUCAAUGAGAUCCUCUUGUGAUUCCAUAUUCCGAGUCCUUACUCCCACAAGACAACCUUGUGGCUAAUCUUCAUCAAGAGUGGCAGCCCAACCAGAUUGGGAAGAAAUGCCUUUGGCCUUCAAUUACUUGUCAUGGUUCCUGUCAUAAACGUGAAGGUGCCUCUUCCUUGUUUAUAUUCAGUACAAGUUCCUCAGGUUCCAUAUGCAUACUGCAGCAUUAUUUCUAUUUAGCAUAUACCUCAUCUGUGAGAGGCAGUCUCACCUCCACCUUGUUCUUAUUGGACUCUGUGAAAUACUUUUUCUCACAAGAGAUGCUACGAAAACACGCUUUCAGGAGAAGUUCCUUGUUGAAUUAAGGCCAUGUGCUAAAGCUGGUGGCCAGAGGUCUCGGGCAUCAUGUACAACAGCUUGACAGGUCUGGGGUGGCAACUGUAUUGCCAAGCUGAGCAGGACUUGCAUGUGUGGUCUCCCUCUGAGCAUAAAUGGGCUGUAAAUGUGAAGGUUCCCAGGCAUCUCCAUUAUCGAGCUUCUUUACUUUCUUCCUUCACUGUUGCGGUUUAAUUGCUGCUUCAGGGCUUCCUAUAGCUAUACCCUGUGCAAAGGGCACGUACAGUGUUAGAAGAAUCCUCACUGGAGACGCUAGCACACCAUCUGGUUGUGGUGUUCUUGGCUUGCAUGAAGUGGAAGAGUGGCUAAUGGUUUGUAUCCAAGGGAAGUGUCUGUUUGAAAAGACUGUGUUUUAAGCGAGGUUUUUGUUUCCUUCUCUCUCAGCAAUUCUGUAUAACACAAGAAGCACUGCAGGAAGGAGAACUCUCCUCUUACCCGGGAAACAAACUUCCUCAGUUCCUUUGCAUGAAUCCAGGUACUUUCCUACUAACCAGUAUUCAAAUCUAGGGUGAGUCCCUCAGAGCUCAAUUUACUGGGAAGGCAGGAGUUUGUAGCAUUAUUUUUCUCAAACACUACUGCCACAUAUGCUGCUCUAAUGAAAUGACAGAGCAUUUGGCUACUUACCCCUUUUCUCCUUCCCUCAUUUCAGUAAACACACUUUCACUGGUCUGACAACUCGAUAGGAGAAGGUAGUUUCUGAAGAAAUAUGACUGGUUCUGUUUGGACUGAGUAGAUUUGACAACCACCCUUAAACUUUAUUUUGAAAGUUUAUUUCAUUAUUUUGGUGUUACAGUAUUUCUUACAUACCAUUUCAAAUGCUGGCAAUGUAUUCUGCAAGGGUUUUUUUUUUCACCUGUUACUGUUGAUUCUGUUUGAAUGCUUCAAAACCAUCUUUGACUGUAUAACUUAUAACUAAAAGUAUUUUUCUAGUCUGAUCUUUAAAAAAAACCCCACAAAACACCAACCUGUCACAUCCAUGCAUGCUGACUGUAACACUUUCCUUUUUCCUGGCAGCUUUUUGAUAGUGUGCUGAAAUCUAAAUAGAUGACUUGAGUGGUAAACGUUCUUAUUUUGAAUCAUGGUCCAACUCGUACCAAAGAGUUAUCAUGAUACUGCAUUUAGUCAUGAAUUUUUUUUCAAGUGUGGUCACUUUGUGCCUCUGGGUACAGUAAUAGUACUGUACUGGCAGAAUAAUUAAAGGAGGAACUUUUUUUUUUUCUUUUGUAAGGGUGGAAUGGGGCUCAAAAGAGACAAAAGCCUUGUCAAGCUGAUUCCAGUAGGGACAGACCCCCCUUGAAGCAAAGGCCUACCAGGAACUGAUCAGAAAUGUGAUUGUAGCCACUCCUGCUUUCAGACCUGGUUCAGGCUCUAAAAUGGGUUCUCCUCGGUUUGUUAGGAAGUGCUGGGAUGACAUGGAAAGGCUGUGAUCUUCCCAACAAAACAUUCUUUGGUGUUUUAAUGGCAGUUCCUGGAACACCGGGGGUUCUGCAGAACUUCAGAGCCUGAAUGAGGAGCAGAGGUGCUGAGUGUAUCAUAGUGAGAAACUGCAAUAGUCUUGUAGUAGAACUUAGUUUUUAAUUCCACACACCCAAAAGAAACUGUUGGUUUCAAUUGGUAACUCUCCCUUUAGUGCUGUUGCAGCAGCAGAUUGCUUUGAUCGCCAUUUUAUCUUUCUUCUGAAAGUGGUAGGAAGCUUCCACCAAGCCUGUCGUGUUUCUGUUCAGCCAGCUCAUAGUUUUGACACUUUUCUGGGGUCAGAGAACUGUUGGUAGCAAUCUGGCCAACAUGAGAAUAGAUAAAGCCAUUUAAAUGUGGCUUUAGUGUGGUAGGAAAACUGACCUGGCUUGACGCCUGCUCUUGCUUGAAGUUGAGCUGCAAAUCUGCUUCUGAAAUGAGCCGUGCUUGUCUGUUCUUUGUAAAGGAAUGCUCUGUCACGGAUGGUUAAGUCUUCUUUUCCCCGAGACUUGUUAACAUGCUGCAUUGGAUGAGAAGUGGAAUCGGCGGGUAGGUUGAUGGGAACAGGUAGGAACCAGAAGUCUGUUAGGCAGACUGUGGACAGCACAGUUAUUCUGCAGUAUUCUGGCCAAGGAUUCCUCCUCCUCCUUGUCUGCUCAGUUUUCAGCCUCUUGUGAUUUCUUGGCUCCUCUCAUUUUCUAUUUAUCCAUGUAGUUGCAAGUAAACAAGUAAAUACAGCUUGGAAAGAAAACAAGGAAGAGAAUUAAAAAGAUACCUUCAGGCUUGCUUAUCUCUUCAAGGAAAAUAUAAAUUGGAGUUGCAAAUGUCUCUUACAGACUUUCUCAUUAUUUGGGUUUUUAUAAGCACUCUUCACAAGUCUUCACACUUGGUGUUGUGAAUUAAAAGGAAAAACUUAGCAAGUAAGGCUGGGUUUUUUUGGGGGGUGGGGGGUGGAGAGGGGGUAGUUUCUAGGAUGAAGUCACAGUAGUUCUGCAGGCCCAGUGCAGACUGUGCCCCAUUGACUGCAGCAGACACUUCAGUCUUGAAAGAACAGAGUCAGCCUCCACAGGUAGUAAAGAUAAAGCUUUACUUUCUGUGUUGAUCAGAGUUUUAAUUUACUGGCAGCGGAACAGAAAUACGAGUUGCUUGGACAGCCAAACUAGAGAUGAAACUGGUGGCUGUCAAGAUCCUUUUAACAGGGCAUAUUUGAGGAAUAUAUGCCCUGUUAAGGAAAACCAGUCUUUGAGUCACCUGGAAGUCCCUUCUGUUGGUGUCAUGGUGAUUAGGGAAGGGUCUCGCUUUCCUUUUGGAUCAAAAAUAUGAUGGAGAGCCCCUGGAAGGCUCCUUGUGGCACAACCGUAGGGAUUCACACAGUGAGCCCUUUACAAUGGAGAAGUGAUGUUUACCUUUAAACAGUGUUAGCAGCUGCUAAAACUUCUGGGUAUAUUUGUAAAAUUGGUCUUUUAUACACCAUGUGAAAUGGACUGAAAUUUCUUUGCUGUUGUACCUGUGGAAGUACAAGCCAUUUUACAGGAGAAAAAAAACCCCACAACCUUUGGGG
Molecule: messenger RNA, 6640 nt
Organism: Athene cunicularia (burrowing owl)
Lineage: Eukaryota; Metazoa; Chordata; Aves; Strigiformes; Strigidae
Gene: PELI2
Product: pellino E3 ubiquitin protein ligase family member 2
Exons: 6
Coding region: 1-1209 (402 amino acids)
Biological process (GO): protein polyubiquitination; regulation of Toll signaling pathway
Molecular function (GO): ubiquitin protein ligase activity; protein binding
Source: RefSeq, a predicted model, not a curated record